AUGCCCCCUCAGUCAGGAGCCAGUGCAGGAAAGUCAGAAGUUGAGCCAGGGUUCAUCCGGCUUUUCACCUGGGAGGAGGUGGGGCUCCGCACAGGCAAUGGAAACCUCAAGGAAGAAAGAUGGCUGGUCAUCGACCGAAAGGUUUAUGAUGUCAGCCAGUUCUAUCUGCAGCAUCCAGGAGGGCCUCGUAUCAUCAAACACUAUUCUGGACAAGAUGCCACGGAUGCCUUUGCAGCUUUCCACAAAGAUGAGGAUCUAGUAAAGAAAUAUUUGAAUUCACUUCUAAUUGGAGAACUUGCACCAGAUCAACCGAGCUGUGAGCCCACCAAAAAUGAAAUGCUGGUACAUGAUUUUCAUGAACUGCGUGCAACAGUGAAGAAGAUGGGGCUCUUGAAGACAAGAUAUACCUUUUUUGCUUUCAUGUUUCUGCAUGCUUUCAUAUUAGACAUUGCAUCUUGGUUUACAAUCUGGUAUUUUGGAAAAUCCUGGAUGCCUUUCCUUAUUGGAGUAACGCUGUUCACCAUUGCACAGAUCCAGUAUGGAUUUUUCCAGCACGAUCUUGGUCAUGUUUCAGUCUUUCAAAAGCCUAAGUGGAACAGAGUAGCUCACUUCGUGGUGAUUAGCAUUCUUAAGGGAGGACCAGUGAGCCAAUGGAACCACAUGCAUAACCAGCAUCACGCCAAACCCAACUGCUUCCGGAAGGACCCUGAUCUUAACAUGCACCCAUUCCUUUUCAGUCUGGGGAAGAAACUCUCUGUGGAGCUCGGAAAGAAGAAAAUGAAGUACAUGCCUUACCAGCACCAACACAAAUACUUCACCCUCUUAGCCCCAUUGACGUUUACGAUUGCUGUCCAAUUGAUUAUAUUCCGCUAUUUAUUUCAAAGGAAAAAAUGGUUGGAGCUGUUUUUCACUCUUUUCUAUGACCUCCGUGUCUGCCUCAUGUAUGUUCCUUUAAUGGGAUUUAAGAGCUUCAUGGCUUACUACUGGUUAGCCAGGUUAUUAGAAAGCACAUGGUUUCUCUGGGUCUCACAGAUGAACCACAUUCCAAUGAACAUUGACUAUGAUCAGAAUUUAGAUUGGUUCUCUGCCCAGCUCUCAGCAACAUGUAAUGUGGAGCAAUCUCUAUUCAAUGACUGGUACACUGGGCACUUGAAUUUCCAGAUUGAACAUCACCUCUUUCCAACCAUGCCUCGACAUAAUUAUUGGAAGGUGGCUCCCCUGGUGAAAUCCCUAUGUGCCAAGCAUAACAUUAAGUAUCAGUGCAAGCCACUACUCACUGCCUUUCUGGAUAUAUUGCACAGCCUGAAGGAAUCGGGGAAGCACUGGCAGAAUGCUUACCACCAGAGAUAA
Molecule: messenger RNA, 1350 nt
Organism: Python bivittatus (Burmese python)
Lineage: Eukaryota; Metazoa; Chordata; Lepidosauria; Squamata; Pythonidae
Product: acyl-CoA (8-3)-desaturase-like
Biological process (GO): lipid metabolic process
Cellular component (GO): membrane
Molecular function (GO): oxidoreductase activity, acting on paired donors, with oxidation of a pair of donors resulting in the reduction of molecular oxygen to two molecules of water
Source: RefSeq, a predicted model, not a curated record